AUGGCAUCCAGCCGCACCGCCCUGCUUGCGUUGGCUACUCUCACUGCACUCGCUGGGUGGAGUGUGUGCGCGCCGCAAGGCAGCGUGCAGGGCGGCGCGCAGUUGCCAGGCGUCUCGCACUCUACCGCACCGCCCGCGGGUGUUGGCGGCGUCCGCAGAUUCAGCCAGUAUUCCAGAGGGCGUGGCUAUCGCGAUUGGAGGACCAGGGGUGACCCAACACUCAUCAACUCAUUGUGGCGGAGCAGACAGCCGCUGGGAAUUCGGAAACAACUUGGGAACGCGGAGGUGUACAUUGUGCUAGCGUUGCUGAUAGGUGUGGUGACCGUGGUAGUAGGGUGUUGGCUGUCAGACAAUUGCUGGUCACCAGAACCCGAGGACAUCCUGGCAGGCGGCUGA
Pieris macdunnoughi is the source of this 396-nucleotide messenger RNA. Lineage: Eukaryota; Metazoa; Arthropoda; Insecta; Lepidoptera; Pieridae. The record is from the annotation of a GenBank genome assembly.